CUGUAGAGGCUGCCCGAAGCCUACGUGCUCAAGGGUAUGAUAUUUCUCCUCAGACAAUACGCAGAUUAAGCCAGAAGUUUCUAUUAGAGCACCUACAUAUGUCAAAUUGAGGCCCGUCAAUCGCAAACAGCUAUGUUGAAAACCCUUCGCUACCAUCAGCCAUGUCAUUACGUACACAGAUACUAUAAAUGUUUCAAGAUUCUUUACUGUGGUUUUGAUGAAGCAUUUUCUCAAAUCCAGCAAUUCCUCAAUUGUAUCAUUAAUCUUAAUGGAUUCUCAUUAUUAAUCAGCAGCUUUGAUGUGUUCUACCAUAAUCACAGGUUUUAUGACGAUUGUGCCCAUUCCAUGAGCAGAAUUGACCGAGUAGCCACAGCUAAGGUAUCUCGCAAAACAUACACAGAAAAACACUUUAUGCAAAUCUCAAUAUUUGCUGGUCAAUACGAAUUGUUGGUUGUUGCUGGAUAUAUUCACAGGUAUGGGUCAAUUACCCCAUUUUUAGGAUCUUCAAUGGACAAGUUCAAAUUAAGAACACUAUCACAUGUAUCAAAGUACCUGCUCUUGCAUCAGAGUUCAUUUGUACCAAGCGUCUUUUGAAUCAGUAUGUAAAACGUUGCUCACAAUAAAAAACUCAAAUAAACUGUGUAAGGAGACUCUCUACUACUUCUUUGACUAUAGCUCAAGAGCCUUCACCGUGCUUUUGCAAUAAAAAUUGUUCAUGUUCAUCGUGCAAAUCUUAGGGCGACCAACUUUCUUCUUCUCUUUUUUUUUGCUGACUAGAGUGUCUGUUAGUUUGGUUCCUUAUAAUCGCUUGACACCUUCUUGUACCAGUUGUAUGCAGUACGGUUUACAUUCUGCAGCUUAGAGAUUUUUAGAAAAAACCACAGCCCUUUGGCGUUGGGAAUGACCUUAAUAAAAAUGCAAGCAAUGGGUUGCUACUUACGAUUACAUAAAAAGCCACCCAAAAUUUACCUCCAAUUAAUUUAACUUUUUUUUU
Messenger RNA from Mycotypha africana, 994 nucleotides. RefSeq lists its product as uncharacterized. NCBI's taxonomy places the organism in Eukaryota, Fungi, Mucoromycota, Mucoromycetes, Mucorales, Mycotyphaceae. Bases 133 to 594 code for a protein of 153 amino acids. The record is from RefSeq and is a predicted model, not a curated record. The transcript has a single exon.